UGUGUGUAUAUCUUCCCUGUAAAUGCAUUGAUUGUGUUGUGAAUUUGUUGUGCUGAAGUUGUGUGUUUACUUUUUCGUAAACUUGUAUUUCUGUUGUGGUUUCACAUUCGUCGCUUUCCGUUGAAGUACAAUGAGUGGUAAAGCAGCAUAUAGCUCACCGUUAGGACCUAGGGAAUCAAUAAGUUCUACUGGUUUAAAUUUCAACAGCUUUGCAAAGCCAUUAGGGCAGUUUUCACCCCGUCAAUUUAGUUCUCCAUCUAGUAGCUCGCCAAGUUCGGCACAAGAAGGAGAUUUUAUACCGCUUGGUUAUAGUAGUCCUAUAAAGCACCCUAGUCAAAGAGGAAGGGGGAACUGGAAGGGGUCCCGUCGCAGUAGUAGUAGCCCUGCUAAUUCGGGUUUCAAUUCUAGUUGCAGCCCGUACACUGUAAAUAGGCCGCAGAAGUUCUCUUUUAAUAGGCGUAGUAGAGGAGGUCAUGGAAAUUCUAGCAGUACGAGUUACUCAGAUGAUAUAUCCCUAUACGUCAACCAUUCUAUGGUUGAAGACCCUUGGUCAAACCUUGAGAAAAAGUUAAAGAACAGUAGAAAUUCAGGUGCUAGCACCGUACUUACCAUGAGUGAUUCAGAUUACAUGGGCGACUCCCAGGGAAACCAAAGCAGCACGUCAUCCGACGAUGCAUCAUCAUGAAAACAAGCAAGAUUCGGUCAGAAAGUGUUUUGUGAGAGUUGACGCCGUUGUCAGCUAUUGUUUCGCUGUUAAUCUUCAUUGUGCGUCAAUUUGUUUUCCAUCGUUGUGCAAAAGUGCACAGUUGAUUUAUUGUUUCAACAGUUGUGUGUGUGUGUGUGUGUGUGUGUGUGUGUGUGUGUGUGUGUGAGAGAGAGAGAGAGAGAGGGGGGGGGGCGAGUACUAGAAAAAUUGAAUUCUGAACUCUAGCGUUAAGUGAUGAGGUAUUAGAUCAAUUUGCCCUCAUCAAUGUCACAACAUGUACAAAUUACAUUGCAAUAAGAAGCUGGCAGUUCAAAAGUAUUUUUAAAUUCAUGAAAAGAAUAUUUUAAAACUUAUUGAGUGAAAAUAGCUGUAUAUUGAAUGAUGAGAGAGAGCUCAAGAACAGUACAAAUAAGAUAUUGACAAUUGUGAAAAUACAACGUUAUAGUGAGUUUUAGACAGUGCCUUACUUUCAUCUCUGUGGUAGAUGUGGAUAAGCUAAUUCAUUUCAAACCAGGGAGGUAUUAUUCACUGGUAUUAAAAAUCUUCGACACAGCUAGUUCAUCUACGGAAACAUGAAUCUUAAGCAGUGUCUCCAGAAACUUAGUCAUCAUUAUCCUUGUCCCAAAUUUAGUCUGUGGUUACAUAGCAUCAUUUGGUAUUGGCAGAGACAUAGUUUAUUUCCAUACUGAGAAAAAUGGAACAGUCUUGAAAGUGCUAGUGAGUGUAUCUUAGCUGUCAAGAGAAGGAAACUAGUAUGAGAUGUGAUCACAACUGUUGUUUAUGCUGAAAAAAAAAGAA
Molecule: messenger RNA, 1504 nt
Organism: Schistocerca nitens (vagrant locust)
Lineage: Eukaryota; Metazoa; Arthropoda; Insecta; Orthoptera; Acrididae
Exons: 2
Coding region: 131-685 (184 amino acids)
Source: RefSeq, a predicted model, not a curated record